AAGUUCCACGCAACGGGGCAUCUCUCCCAGUUCAAUAGCUUUGAUUCUAUCCAUCAAGUCUACCACAACACUAGCCAUUUCCCUCUACGCAGAAACAGAUUUAUCUGCACCUUUUCUUAGAAACCCCUUUGAUCAGCCUUCUAUAUUUCUCAAUACCAAACAUUAUGUCCGUCAUGGAGGGUAUUAAGCAGAAAAUGAACUCCCUGCGCCUCGAGGCCGAUGAGGCUCACUCGAAGAACGAGGAGCUGCAGAGCAAGAUCAAGGCACUUGAGCAAGAGAAUCUGGUAAAGGAGCAAGAAAUUACAUCUCUAUCGCACAAAAACCAGCUUUUGGAGUCCGAAGUGGAGAAGCUUGAGACCGGUAUCCGGGAUGCAAAGGCCGCCGCCGAUGAGGUCCGUGAACAUGGCACACAGAACGAGACUCUGCAGCGGAGAUUGCAGCUGCUCGAGGAAGAGGCUGAGGAGGCGGAUAAGACUUUGCGAGAGGUGAAUGAAAAGCUUCGUCAAACCGACGUGAAAGCUGGUCACUACGAGCGCAAGGUGCAAGCGCUGGAAUCCGCCCGCGACCAGUGGGAAGCGAAAUACGAAGAAAUGGCCAAGAAGUACAGCGACGUGCAGAAGGAACUGGACGAUUUCCAGCGCGAGAUUGGAAGCAUUUAAGCCGCUCAGUUGGCCAAAUGAAGUGGCGUGGCUUUGGCGCGUGGUUUAGCAAAUGUUUAAUAGUGAUUGCGGACACUCAAGCUCCGCUCAAAGGCGGUUGCCAAACUUGAGGGUAUUAGGGAUAGCAAUUUCUUGAUGGUGGUUUCAUCCCAGUUGCUUAGAAUUCAACUUUUACAUACUACUCUCUAUACUGGUGUUUGGACGUUGAAACCAGCUCGAUGCAAGCUCUCAAAAAUUGAAAUGUGGGGU
Messenger RNA from Xylona heveae TC161, 908 nucleotides. RefSeq lists its product as hypothetical. The transcript has 3 exons. The record is from RefSeq and is a predicted model, not a curated record. Lineage: Eukaryota; Fungi; Ascomycota; Xylonomycetes; Xylonales; Xylonaceae. Gene Ontology annotation, cellular component: actin filament; actomyosin contractile ring. Gene Ontology annotation, biological process: actin filament organization; mitotic cytokinesis. Bases 165 to 659 code for a protein of 164 amino acids. Gene Ontology annotation, molecular function: actin filament binding.